This is a messenger RNA of Dermacentor silvarum, 3441 nucleotides long. Its product is annotated as MAM and LDL-receptor class A domain-containing protein 1. Lineage: Eukaryota; Metazoa; Arthropoda; Arachnida; Ixodida; Ixodidae. The transcript is spliced from 19 exons. The record is from RefSeq and is a predicted model, not a curated record. Bases 502 to 3387 code for a protein of 961 amino acids. Gene Ontology annotation, cellular component: membrane.
AGACCAUAGCAGAAGCGCAUCAUUGUCGUCUGCUUGCCGCGCCGCUUUCACUGGCCUCUUGAUUUUUGAUAAGCGCGAGCCGCCCAAGGGAGAGGCAACUGUGACCGUCCCUUUGACGACAACAAAACCAACGCGCGGCCGACUAGAACAACGAAACGGGUGCGUUUUCAUCGCGGUCCCAUUUUCUGUGGGUCGCUUUUGUCUCGCGCGCAGCGUCCGGCCUUUUGUUACUAUUCACCGGGUUUCCAGCCGCAAAUUAGACAGUCCUUCUGCAGACGGGAUGUCAGAUCGCGUCGUCUGCUCUAGAUGUCAGGAGGACGAUCUGUGCGUUCGUCUGCUUCUGGUUAAGACUAGUUAGUACACGGGCCGAAACACGGCACCAAUGUGUUUACAGCGGAAGGAGUCUGAUUGUAAAAUGGACAGAAGGCGCUGAACGGCCGUAGGUCUGUCUUCCCUCGCACUAUCGAACAAGGCUUAGCACGGCUACGCCCGGACUCGGAGAUGUCGUCCAUAGUUCGCUGGCUCAGCGUCUGCUACUGCGUCGUAGUCAUAGCAGCCGAAGAACCAGACUGCGGAUUCGAGGUGCCUGGGGAUGACGUCACGCAGAGGACGGGGUCCGUAGUCUGGAGCUCGGUGUCGACCGACUCGGCCGUGCUGCCGAACAGAACUGCGAGACGCGACGAACGAGAACCAGACCACGGUGAUGGCGGUGCGAAAAACGUCACGAACGCCACGACCGCCACGGAUUUGCCGUUUCUACUGGACGUUGCCCCGACGCUCACGUCGUUAGUCGAGAGGGAUGAGUCUGUGGUGCUGUCCGUAGCGACUACGGAGGAGUCAACUACUUCGACUCCGGAUACGACGAUUGCGGAGGCGAAGCUGGAGAGGGACUUCUUGCAAAGGGAAAAACGACAAGAUGAAGAGGAGGAGGAAGAAGCGGAAAAGUUCAUCGCCAAGCCCGAGCCGUGCGACUUCGGACAGGCCGAGGAGUUGGGCAUGUGCGACUGGACCAACUACUUCAACGCGACGCCCAAAAUGGCCUGGAAACCCGGCAAGGGAGACACGGCGCUAUGGCUCGGGGGACCGAGGACCGAUCACACGCUAAACACCGGAGAAGGCGGGUACAUCUUCUUCGAGACGUCGUACCACGAGCGACCCGGUCCCAGCAUCGUCAGUUCCGGAGACACCACGUCGGCCGGUGGUGCCAGCGGCGCUGACGCUGCCGUGGCCGCCGGUGAGGGAAGCGCGCACACGCCGGCCCCCACGGCGGCUGCUCCGAUCACCACGCGGGCACCGGAGGUGCGCCAGUUCCUGUACGAGUCCGUGGUUCUCGCCACAAGGAACAUCACGCCCACGGGUCCUCAGGGUUUCUGCGUGAGCUUUUUCUACGCCCUGGAAGGGCUCAGCGUGGACCGUCUCAAGGUGGUCAUCAUGGACGCCGAGACGCAGGAGAACAUCACCGUGUGGGAGAGUCAGGACAACUACGACGGACGCUGGACCAAGGGAGAGGUGGCCUACACCUACGGGGACGUACAUCAGGUAUGGUUCGAGGCGGUGCCCAAGCCGCGCGGUGACCCCGCGCGCAAGUUCCGCGGCUACAUCGCCUUGGACGACAUCCUCUUCGACCGGAUGGAGGAGGCCGGCGACAACUGCCUCGGUCACUGCACUUUCGAAGGUGGCUACUGCGGUUGGCAAAACGCGGACACGGACGACGACUUCAACUGGGAGCAGGGAAGGGGCAGCCAGAGCUUCCUCACUGGACCGUCCAGGGACUUCAGCUCCUUCGGAAAGGACGAGAUGACCGGUGGGUACAUAUUCAUCGAUUCGAUGUUCCCGAGGAGACCCAUGGACCGGGCAAGGCUCAUCAGCCCAACGUUGAAGGCUACGGGCGCCAAUCUGCCCAUGUGCAUGCGAUUCGCCACGCACAUGUUCGGCAACGGCAUCGGCACUCUGAGGGUCUUGCAGCACGCCGAAGGGGCCGAGACGCCGCCGCGACCCAUCUGGGAGAUAUCGGGCGAGGCUGGCAACAGUUGGUACACGGCGCAGGUCCAGGUCGCCACCACUGAACCUUUCACGCUGAUUCUCGAGGCCACUGUAGGCGCAAACUCCCUGGGCAACAUCGCCAUCGACAACAUAUCCUUCAGAGCAGGCACGUGCCCGAUUUCACCGCAGACGGCUGCAAGAAAUUCAGGCGACUGCAACUUCGAGGAAGACGCGUGUGGCUGGAGCAACCCUCACCCGGCCGAUGGGUUGGACGAUCUCGACUGGACCCGCCAGUACAGCUACGGGGUCAACGGGCCUCCCGCAGAUCACACCAAGCGAAAGCCGGACGGAUACUACAUGAACCUGGCCAGCUCGAGCCACUUGCCCCAGCGGGGCGGCUCCAAGGCGUGGCUGGUGAGCCCCAAGCUGGGGCCGGACUCUGCGCUGCCCCGGUGCAUCUCGUUCGCCUACUACAUGUUCGAGCGCACCAUCGACCCGGCGGGGCCCAGCCUGGGCUCCCUCCGAGUUCACGUGCUGCGCGACGCGGCUCCGGGCCUCUUCUCGCUGCAGACCGUGUGGAGGCUCAACAACCACCAGGGUCACCGGUGGCUGGUGGCCCGGUGCCCCAUCAAGCUGCCCGACGGGAACCCUAUAAACGAGGCAUACCAGGUGGUUCUAGAAGGCAUCUGGGGCCACGGAAGGGUGGGCUACGUGGCAGUGGAUGACAUCAGCUUCUUCGAUGGCGACUGCAACACACAUCCGGAAAAGGCCAAGGCUAUUCCAGGCGAGUGUUCUUUCGAACGCGAUAUGUGCGGCUGGAUGAACUACACGGAAUCGGCCCCGACGACCAACCUGGUGGGGCGGGUCGGCUCGGCGCCCAGGGACUCGUUCGCUUGGCGGCUCGCUUCGGUGGUCAGCCGACCGGCGAACCUGCAGGACCACACCUACCGGGCACCGACCGGCUACAUCUUCUUCGACAUCUUCAACCAGAACUCGGUGCAGAACCCGGUGCUUCGCAGCGCCCCCAUCCCGGUUCUCGAGGGUCAGAGCGAGCGCUGCCUCAGCUUCUGGUUCGCGCCUUUCGGCCGCGGAGAGUCGUCCACGCUGAGCGUGUUUCACGCGCCCGAGGCGCCACCCGGCGGAGACGACGCCGGUGCGGCCAACGGCAACGCGGCGGCCCCGCGGACUCUGCUGUGGCGCCUGUCGACGCGUCGCAUGGACACCAGCCGGCCGGACUGGCGAUACGGCCAGGUCAAGGUGGCCGCCGAGGCGCCGUUCAAGAUCCACUUCGAAGGGGAGGCCACAGACGGAGGCUUCGCAUUGGACGACAUCACCAUGUACGAGGGGAACUGCGAAACGCGGCCACCUUCCGCCAUCAUCCCUGCUGCUCCGACAGACGUGUGAGCAGACAGUUCACGACCACCGGGUCUCAUGAGCGUCAGCAUAAAACGAACGUUU